This is a messenger RNA of Parnassius apollo (apollo), 429 nucleotides long. The record is from the annotation of a GenBank genome assembly. Lineage: Eukaryota; Metazoa; Arthropoda; Insecta; Lepidoptera; Papilionidae.
AUGGUGUUGAAUAUUAAAACCGAUUAUGAAGAUGAUACUCAUACUAAAAUCAUUGAGAUUAAUGAUAAUGAGACUGAUUCUGAUGAUGAUAUUUCUAAAGAUGAACAUUUGUCAAGUAAGUCUACUGAAUUUAGUACCUCCAAAACAAGUUCAAAUAAUGUUAGUGUAUUAAACAAAGGUACUAUGAGCUCCGACCUUAAUGAAAGCGAUUCUUCAGACUUGGAUUUUGAAUUUUUAAAACCAUUAUUUAAAAUAAAUCAGUCAGGAAGAAACAAUCAAGACAAACCCAGAUCAAAUUUCACUGUGGUGGUCACUAAUGAUUCAGGUGAAAUCGAAACUAUGCGAAGAGAUAACUGUGAUUCAAAAUCACUAGGCUCCACUCCAGAAGAUAUGAUGUCUAGUAAAGAGAGCCUUACUCUAGUUAUUUAA